Molecule: messenger RNA, 2032 nt
Organism: Sorghum bicolor (sorghum)
Lineage: Eukaryota; Viridiplantae; Streptophyta; Magnoliopsida; Poales; Poaceae
Product: sodium-coupled neutral amino acid transporter 1
Exons: 6
Coding region: 299-1678 (459 amino acids)
Biological process (GO): amino acid transmembrane transport
Molecular function (GO): amino acid transmembrane transporter activity
Source: RefSeq, a predicted model, not a curated record
GGGCCAGGCCAAGUCGGCUCUUGCGUCGACAUCGACGGGGAGAAUCGGCUGUGGGCAGGCGAUGAACUGUAGCGCGUGACAGCGAGAGGUACUUUGAUUGGAUCCAUUGUCCGGCCGGUCUGCGUGCAUCACCUGAUUGCAGCUCUGCAUUUCCUGGCUAUAAAGCGAAGGGGCCCUUGGGCUGGCCGCGGGGACUGGAGAGGGAGAGAGUCCUCCCAUCCACAACUUCUUAGCUUUUGCGGGAUUGAGAUCCGGCAGGGGAUAGAGGAAGCUGAAUUUCGGAAAGGAGAACAGAAAAAUGGGGAUUGGAGAUGGAUCAUCAAAUGGGAACCAGCAACUGGUGCAUAAGGAAAUACGAGAUGAGACAACGCCACUUCUUCCAGUCAAAGUGGAGGAGGACGAGGGGUUUCAUGAGUUCAACGGAGCUUCAUUCUCUGGGGCAGUUUUCAAUCUCUCGACCACCAUAGUUGGGGCUGGAAUUAUGGCUCUGCCAGCAAGUAUCAAGAUGCUGGGCAUCAUCCCAGGGAUUCUGUUGAUCAUCAUUGUCGCACUGCUCACAGAGGCAUCCAUCGACAUGCUUGUCAGGUGCAGCCACCAGGGCAAGAUUACAUCAUAUGGGUGGCUGAUGGGAGAGGUUUUCGGGCAGUGGGGGAGAAUUGCGCUGCAGGGCUCUGUCAUAAUAAACAACGUUGGCGUGCUAAUUGUUUACAUGAUUAUCAUUGGUGAUGUAUUAUCUGGAACAACAUCAGGCGAUGUUCAUCAUCGUGGUAUAUUGGAGGGCUGGUUUGGAGCUCAUUUGUGGAAUUCUCGUUCCAUUGUUCUUCUUGCCACAGCUCUUUUGGUGUUUGCUCCAUUGGUGAGCUUUAAGCGUUUGGAUUCAUUGAGAUACACAUCUGCGUUAUCAGUUGCCCUGGCAGUAGUUUUUGUUGUAAUUACUGCUGGGAUUGCCAUCAUCAAGCUCUUCAAUGGAACUGUAGCGAUGCCCAAACUUUUUCCAGAAUUAGAUGGUCUUAAUUCUAUCUGGAAUCUUUUUACAGCUGUCCCUGUUCUUGUUACGGCCUACAUCUGCCACUAUAACGUUCACAGCAUUGACAAUGAACUUGAAGACAGAACACAGAUCAAACCGAUUGUGCGGACAUCGCUGUUCCUGUGCUCCAGUGUUUACAUUGCCACAAGUUUCUUUGCAUAUCUCCUCUUUGGUGAGGGCACACUGGAUGACGUGCUUGCCAACUUUGACGCAAAUCUUGGCAUUCCAUUCAGUUCAGUCUUUGAUGACAUAGUGCGAGUGAGCUACGCUGCACAUGUCAUGCUUGUCUUUCCCAUUGUCUUCUUCGCCCUUCGGCUCAACUUGGAUGGGUUGCUCUUCCCCACAUCAAGGCACAUUUCUCGUGACAAUAAGAGAUUUGCCAUCAUCACCAUCUCUCUCCUCACAGUAAUAUAUCUUGCUGCCAUUCUCAUACCAAGCAUUUGGGACGCAUUCCAGUUUACUGGUGCCACAGCUGCCGUCCUAAUUGGUUUCAUCUUUCCUGCCAUGGUCAUACUUAGGGAUUCUUAUGGAAUCGCAACCAAACGUGACAAGAUUCUGGCUGUAACCAUGAUCGUGCUUGCUGUUCUGUCAAAUUCUGUUGCCCUAUACAGUGAUGCGAUGAACAUCUUCCGUAAGAAGGAAGUGGCCUGAACUUAAGAUUUCAAAAGUAGUCAGUGGUGGAUGAAGAAUGAUCGUAAUGCAAAACUCGAUGAUACGAAGGAAGAUGAUGCACUUGGCUUCCGUGAAGAAAAAAUUUAUUUAUCAGCACCUCGGAAUUUGGCCACUUGAAAGAAUCUGAAGCUUGAAGUUUCCUGGUUUUGUGUACACAAGUUGGCUCAGUAUCCGAAUUGAGCCGCAUGAAAUAUAUGUAUAUUCUAUGCGAAGAGUAAGGCUUGGAAAAAGCUUUCUCCACAAUAAUGUACAGUUAUGCCAAUUUCUGAAUAAAUUUUGUGAAAUGUGGACAUGGGCGUCUUGUCUCGAAUGAUUAAGAAUGAUAUGAUUACA